Molecule: messenger RNA, 2633 nt
Organism: Molossus molossus (Pallas's mastiff bat)
Lineage: Eukaryota; Metazoa; Chordata; Mammalia; Chiroptera; Molossidae
Gene: NCF1
Product: neutrophil cytosolic factor 1
Exons: 11
Coding region: 32-1201 (389 amino acids)
Biological process (GO): respiratory burst; superoxide anion generation
Cellular component (GO): cytoplasm; NADPH oxidase complex
Molecular function (GO): superoxide-generating NADPH oxidase activator activity; phosphatidylinositol binding; protein binding
Source: RefSeq, a predicted model, not a curated record
GCCGCGCGGGAGGGAGGACGCGCAGCCCGCCAUGGGGGACCCCUUCAUCCGCCACAUCGCCCUCCUGGGCUUCGAGAAGCGCUUCGUCCCCAGCCAGCACUUCGUGUACAUGUUCCUGGUGAAGUGGCAAGACCUGUCUGAGAAGGUGGUCUACCGGCGGUUCACCGAGAUCUAUGAGUUCCAUAAAACCUUAAAGGAGAUGUUUCCUAUUGAGGCAGGGGACAUCAACCCACAGAACAGGAUCAUCCCCCACCUGCCAGCACCCAGGUGGUUUGACGGGCAGCGGGCAGCGGAGAGCCGCCAGGGCACCCUCACCGAGUACUGCAAUACCCUCAUGGGCCUGCCGGUCAAGAUCUCCCGCUGCCCACACCUCCUGGACUUCUUCAAGGUGCGCCCCGACGACCUCAAGCUCCCCACGGACAGCCAGGUGAAAAAGCCGGAGACGUACCUGAUGCCUAAAGAUGGCAAGACUAACGCUGCCGACAUCACAGGCCCCAUCAUCCUGCAGACAUACCGAGCCAUCGCUGACUACGCGAAGAGCUCGAGCACCGAGAUGGCUCUGGCCACGGGCGACGUGGUGGACGUCGUGGAGAAGGGCGAGAGUGGCUGGUGGUUCUGCCAAAUGAAGACAAAGCGAGGCUGGGUCCCGGCCUCCUACUUGGAGCCCCUGGACAGUCCUGAUGAAGCAGAGGACCCCGAGCCCAACUAUGCAGGUGAGCCCUACGUCACCAUCAAAGCCUAUACUGCUUUACUGGAGGAUGAGUUGACCCUCCAGGAGGGCGAAAACAUCGAGGUCAUUCAUAAGCUCUUGGACGGCUGGUGGGUCAUCAGGAAAGACGAUGUCACAGGCUACUUCCCGUCCAUUUACCUUCAGAAAGCAGGGCAGGAUAUAGCCCAGGCUCAAAAGCAGAUCAAGAGCCGAGGAGCGCCGCCCCGAAGGUCAUCCAUCCGCAAUGCGCAGAGCAUCCACCAGCGAUCACGAAAGCGCCUCACCCAGGACACCUACCGGCGCAACAGCGUCCGCUUUUUGCAGCAGCGCCGCCGCCAGGCGCGGCCGGGGCCGCAGAGCGCAGGGACAGAGGAGCAGCCGCAGACCGACAGCCCGAGGCCGCAGCCGGCGGUGCCCCCGCGGCCCAGCGCAGACGUCAUCUUGCACCGCUGCAGCGAGAGCACCAAGCGGAAGCUGGAGUCGGGCGUCUGAGGCCGGGCACCGCCCCUACAUGGCGCCCUGGACCCUCCGCCCCCUUACGCCCCAUCCCUAUAUGUUUGUGAUUAGAGCCUGAGGUCUGGACACCUAAGGCAGCUUCGGGCCCCGCCCCGCCUAGCUAUCUGCCACCCUCAAUAAAUGUUGCUUGGAGUGGACAGACAGAGGCUCUGCAGAGACUCGAGGGGUGCUGGGUUAGAAUUAGGACGGGAAUUAGAACUCUGCUGAGUGGGAAAUUGCAAGAGCUCAAAUCCGAUUGCAUACUGCCCUGGCCUUGGCCAAGAUCGUUUGCACAAGGCCACAUUCAAAAGGAACUCCUGGCCCCGCUGGCCAUUUGUUUGGUCAGAAACUGCCUGCUCGAACUCUGGCCCCGCUGCAGAACAGUCCUGCAGAAGGGUUGGAUACAGUAAGCAGUGAGGGGGUAAGGGCAGUGAGUGACUUUGUAUGUGCACCUUAGCUGACAAAAAAUUUGCAAUAGUUAUAGGAAGGAGGCGCCUCUGAUUCUUCACUGACAGCAUGCUCAGUUGGGAGGCUAUGCCAGAAAGCAAAUAUUCAGAUCCUAACCACCUACCCCAGCAUUACUGCCAGCGCAUGGACUCAAAGGCUCUGCUGUGGGUCUUUCCCCAAAUGCAAAGACUCUAAGGUGCACAGUGGAGCUGCAAAUCUUGCAAAAGAUGCAGCUUGUCACAAAGGCCAAGGGUGGCAUGAAGAGCUGCUCCUCCUGGGGUGGGGUGGGGGGAGGGAGUGGCUACCUGAGGUAGGCAAGGCUGGUAUCCUUAGAGAUCAGAGAAAAUCCGCAAGGGGACAGGUGCCUCUCAAGAGAAUAAUUGACCAUCAAAUGAUUGAGGCUUUGAGAAAACCACUGGGCCCUUAAUCCUUUUGCUUUUUGCAGACCCGUUUGUUUGCUGGAAAAGUCCAGUGUCAAAGACUGUCGUGCAAAGCUGUGGAAAAAGUAACCACAGGCAACCCCAACCUUAGCUUAUUCAAUUGCAAUUAUAACGUAUACAGUAUAAGAUAAAAUACUUAUUUUCAAAAUUCUUAGUUUCAUUUUUUUUCAAGGUCAAGUCCUUCUCCCCAUGUUUUUCUGUAUUUCUGGUUCCCUGGAGGUGGUGGUGUGCUGGCCCCACAACAGCAUGCUGGUGUGGAGGACCCUGGAGGUGGGUAUGCCUGAGGUCAGGAAGGCACCCCCACAGGCCUCUGCCAUGCACAGGGAAACUGACUAGAAGCUGCCUGGUGGGUGCCUGGGUCUGAAUUAGGCCUGUACUGUCUGUGCAGCUGGUUUUCUUGAGUCCAGGCAUAGUGCUGGGCUCUUUACAUUGUGUCUAGUUCUGAGAACAACCCUGUCAGGUAGGUACCUUACAGAUGAAACCAAGGCUCAGAUAAUGUUGGUGGUUUAAGGUAAUAGGGCAAGUAGGUGGCAGAGGUGGGA